AUGGUCUAUAUUCACCCUGAAUCGGCCCUCGCUGUUGCUGUUGCUGCUGCCACUUGCUUUGGCAACGCUGCACAAUACAUCUGGGACGUUCCGAGCUGGUUGGCCUGCUCGCCAGCAAGCUCCACUCCCUUUGAGUGGCUGACUGAAUGGACGGAUGAGGAUGAAAGUGCGUUGAGAAGCGGCUCUGUCAAGAGCAGCCCAACUGGGAAUCAUGAAGAUGAGCUGCUGCCGCUUCUUCUGCUGGCGGAGUACAAUUUGGUGGACACUACACCUUCCAAGCCAGCAUCAAAGGCUGCAGCUUCCAAGCCAGCGGCAAAGGCUGCUGCUUCCAAGCCAGCAGCAAUGGUUGCAGCUCCCAAGCCAGCAGUCAAGGCUGCAGCUCCCAAGCCUGCAGUCAAGGCUGCAGCUCCUAAGCCUGCAGUCAAGGCUGCAGCUCCCAAGCCUGCAGUCAAGGCUGCAGCUCCCAAGCCUGCAGUCAAGGCUGCAGCUCCCAAGCCUGCUGUCAAGGCUGCAGCUCCCAAGCCUGCAGUCAAGGCUGCAGCUCCCAAGCCUGCAGUCAAGGCUGCAGCUCCCAAGCCUGCAGUCAAGACUGCAGCUCCCAAGCCUGCAGUCAAGGCUGCAGCUCCCAAGCCAGCAGUCAAGGCUGCAGCUCCCAAGCCUGCAGCCAAGGCUGCAGCUCCCAAGCCUGCAGUCAAGGCUGCAGCUCCCAAGCCAGCAGCCAAGGCUGCAGCUCCCAAGCCUGCAGUCAAGGCUGCAGCUCCCAAGCCAGCAGCCAAGGCUGCAGCUUGCAAGGCUGCAGUGAAACUAACAGCAGCUCCUGCCACGGCCAGUGCGAGUGCUGCUCGUGUGGCACCCCUAAGGCAGGCAGUGCAGAAGGGGUCGCAGGGAAGAACAAGGAGGUCAAGUGGGUAA
Messenger RNA from Closterium sp. Naga37s-1, 912 nucleotides. The record is from the annotation of a GenBank genome assembly. NCBI's taxonomy places the organism in Eukaryota, Viridiplantae, Streptophyta, Zygnematophyceae, Desmidiales, Closteriaceae.